AUGGCUCCAGUAACCCUUCAUCUCCGUGCGGAGGAUAAGAUCCUUGAACAUCGAUCUGCCCUCACACCCCAAACCACCCGCCUCCUUGUAGACGCAGGCUACAUCGUCAAUGUUGAGCGCUCUCCCACUUCUGCUCUGCGGAAGCGGAUCUUCCCAGAUGCAGAUGCCGGAAGUUCCUGGGUCGAUGCACCUCUUGACCAUAUUAUCCUGGGUCUCAAGGAGCUGGAUGAGACGAAAGAUUUCCCCCUUAGACAUGCCCAUGUCACGUUUGCACAUUGCUACAAGGGUCAAGGAGGGUGGGAGAAGGCAUUGGGAAGAUGGAGCCGUGGAAAUGGAGUGCUGUAUGAUUUAGAGUUUUUGCAGGAUGAUACCGGGAGACGAAUUGCUGCAUUUGGAUACCAUGCUGGCUUUGCUGGUGCUGCUCUUGCUCUGAAGACUUGGGCUUGGCAGCUUCAGCAUCCUGAUACACCGCUUCCAAGUGUAGAUCAUUUUACCGAUGGCAGGGGAUACUAUCUGAACGAGAAAGAAAUGGUCAAUCAGAUUAGGGAGGAUGUUAUUCGUGGAGAGAAGAUUGCCGGCCACAAACCUCGGGUUCUUGUUAUCGGAGCUUUGGGCCGCUGCGGAAGGGGUGCGGUUGAUGCUUGUGUUAAAGCAGGAUGCGAAGAUGUCCUCCGCUGGGAUAUGGCGGAAACUGCCAAGGGAGGGCCAUUCCAGGAAAUUGUGGAGUCUGAUAUCUUUGUGAACUGUAUCUAUUUGAAUGAGAAGAUCCCCCCAUUUGUUGAUAUGGAGAGCCUAAAGAGCCCCAACAGAAAGCUCUCUGUUGUUUGCGACGUGAGCUGUGAUACAACAAACCCCAAUAACCCUAUCACCUUCGACAAACCAACCGUUCCGCUCCCUCUCUCCAACCCACCCCUCAGCGUAAUCUCAAUCGACCACCUCCCCAGUCUUCUCCCUGCAGAGUCCUCGGAUGCCUUCUCCACCGAUCUCCUCCCUUGUAUGAUGGAGAUCAAGAACCGUGCAUCUCACCCUGUCUGGCAGAGGGCGGAGAAACUCUUCAGAGAGAAAGUCAAGACUUUACCUGAGGCGUUACAGAAGGCUGAGUAGAAAAUGCGCGCGCGCGCGAGAGAGAAAGCUGCAUGUAUCAAUUUGAUUGGUGAAAAAAAAAAGAGGGCUUUGGAACUCUACAGUUCUUUCCUGCGAAACAUACACACACACACACACAUACGAAAAAAAAGGACGGAGGCGGAAAUUAAGUGAUCAUGUAGAACGGAGCAGACAAGGAGGCGAGGAACGAGAAAAAUGAGAUUUAGAGGUUCUUGUUAUUUUUCAUUUCUUUUUUUUUCGGGAUUUUUCCACUAUUUCAGUGGUGGCUGAUAUCUCUCUGUCUUCCAUCUUGUCAUUCAUUGGAAGAUCAAUCAAAAUUGGAAAUACCCCCUUUCUUGGUUUAGAAACUGAAGCGACGUGAAUGAAAAGUUAUCCUACC
This is a messenger RNA of Histoplasma capsulatum G186AR, 1483 nucleotides long. Its product is annotated as saccharopine dehydrogenase. Bases 1 to 1104 code for a protein of 367 amino acids. The transcript is spliced from 10 exons. Gene Ontology annotation, molecular function: saccharopine dehydrogenase (NAD+, L-lysine-forming) activity. Gene Ontology annotation, cellular component: cytoplasm. Lineage: Eukaryota; Fungi; Ascomycota; Eurotiomycetes; Onygenales; Ajellomycetaceae. The record is from RefSeq and is a predicted model, not a curated record.